GUGGUGAGAGUCGCACGGCCACGAAAGCGACCGUUCCGGACCUCGAACCUCCCUCCGUAAGAGCACGGUCUUUCCGCGACCGCGUCUUUUUGCUCCGGCCGUCUCGCGAUGCCGUCGUUUCCCCAGUUCAAUCCGUUGCGCAUACGAUCCUACGUCCUGCGCUUACCCCUGUGCACACGAGUGCUUCUGACGAUUAUUGUUGCGCUAUGGGUUGCGACGAUACCUUUUGCAUGGUUGAGAGAAUGGGCGAGCCUGGAACCGGAUAAGGUGAAUUUCGGGACGAUGCACCGCCUAAACCUCUUCCCCCUCAUCCACCUCGGCUUCUUCCACAUGAUCUUCAACAUCAUCGCCCUAGCCCCUCUCCUCGAGCGCUUCGAAUCCGAGUUCGGCACGCUGGUUACAUUGCUUCUCUUCACCGGACCAUUUGGCACCCUCCCAGGCGGCAUCUACACGCUGCUCGAGAAAUUCAUACUCCGAAGCAACACGACCGUCAUGGGCGCAAGUAUCUGGGUAUUCCUCCUCCUCGCCUCGGAAGCCAUGAAAACCCACAAGGCGAAUCCGCACUUCAGCAUCGGACCCUACAAAAUCCCCACCUGGACGACCCCCCUCAUCCUCAUCCUCCUGACCAGCAUCCUCGUCCCCAACGUCAGCCUCAUCGGGCACCUGUGCGGCGCAGGGAUCGGAUACCUCUGGGCAACAAACACCAUCAAAUUCCUCGUGCCCCCCGAGAAACUCCUCCGCUGGCUCGAAGCCAAACUCAACCUCCUGGGCCGCCUGCCGCACUACGUCUCCGUAGACCAGAAGACGUACGGCCGGUAUGGCGUUUUGCCUAGCAGCACUGCAUCGGGCGGCGCGGGGCCGACGAGUCCGUUGCCUCGGUCCGCGGCGACGGGGACGCUGACGGGGACGGGGAAGGAGGGGGUGAGGUUAGGGCCGUAGGGAGGGGGUCUGUUUUUGUGUUGGAUGGGUUGUGGGGAGGUGGGGUUCGGGCAUUGGGUGGCGUUUGUUGGUUUGUUGGCUUGUUGGAUGGGAUUGUAAUUUGGGUUAUGAGGGAAGAUAUAAGGGGAUUAAUACGAGAUUAGUUAUGGCGAGGAAGGUAAGGAAGAGGGGAUUGCAUUGGUUUGGGUUUUGUUAUUUAGACUGGAUGAUAUAGAGGGUUUCGCUCUUGACGGGCGGGCACGUGAGUAAUGAUCAGAAAAUGGACUCGUAACUCCC
Molecule: messenger RNA, 1215 nt
Organism: Westerdykella ornata
Lineage: Eukaryota; Fungi; Ascomycota; Dothideomycetes; Pleosporales; Sporormiaceae
Exons: 6
Coding region: 109-939 (276 amino acids)
Cellular component (GO): membrane
Molecular function (GO): serine-type endopeptidase activity
Source: RefSeq, a predicted model, not a curated record